AAGAAGAUCUAUAAUGUUUCUUAUGAUAGAUAUUUUGGUUUUGGAUGUGAGAUUGAUGAGGAGACCUCAAAUAAGCUAGAAGGAUGGUAUCAAGUGGUUUUAGAUUUACGAUGAAAUUGUUGUUUGGUAAAUAUUUUUGCUGAUUGUACCUUAAAAAAAUAUUUGCCUGAUUUUAUCCUUCUCUCUACAGGUCUUCUUGGUGUCCUAUUUUUGCUGAGAACAAGGACUAUGGAGGUUAAGGUUGCUCUGAGAGAUCUUAUGCUCUCAGAUUAUGCCAAGAAGAAUAAUGUAAACACCUCGGCAUUGACACAGUCUGAAAUUCAUGAUAUAAUACUGGGGGUUGAGAUAACUCCACCUUCACAACAGAGGCAACAGAUUGCGGAGAUUGAGAAGCAGGCGAAAGAAGCAAGCCAACUUAUAGCAGUCAAAACAAGGACAACAAUUGUGCACGGCGAUGAACUCAUUGUCACCACAACCAGGCCCUAUGAGCAAGCAGCAUUUGGUUCUAAAACUAAUUGGCGUGUGAGAGCAAUCUGAGCAACGAAUCUAUAUCUUAGAGUCAAUCAUAUUUAUGUGAACACCGAGGACAUUAAGGAGACAGGCUACACAUACUUCAUGCCCAAGAACAUUUUGAAGAAGUUUGUUUGCAUAGCAAAUCUUCGGACUCAAAUUGCAAGAUAUUUGUAUGGCAUAAGCCCCCCAGAUAACCCUCAAGUGAAGGAAAUCCGUUGUAUUAGUUAUCAAUUAACAUUAAUAUUUUUUAGCUAACUCAUCAAAUUGAAGAUGUGUAUUGUAAUAAAUAUUAUAUUUUUUUUAUUGUCCAGUAAUAUAAAUUUUGUUUAAUAUUCA
Magnolia sinica is the source of this 849-nucleotide messenger RNA. RefSeq names its product pre-mRNA-processing-splicing factor 8A-like. Gene Ontology annotation, biological process: spliceosomal tri-snRNP complex assembly; mRNA splicing, via spliceosome. The transcript is spliced from 4 exons. Gene Ontology annotation, cellular component: U5 snRNP; catalytic step 2 spliceosome. The coding region runs from base 229 to 537 and encodes 102 amino acids. Gene Ontology annotation, molecular function: pre-mRNA intronic binding; U2 snRNA binding; U1 snRNA binding. The record is from RefSeq and is a predicted model, not a curated record. Lineage: Eukaryota; Viridiplantae; Streptophyta; Magnoliopsida; Magnoliales; Magnoliaceae.